This is a messenger RNA of Serendipita indica DSM 11827, 990 nucleotides long. NCBI's taxonomy places the organism in Eukaryota, Fungi, Basidiomycota, Agaricomycetes, Sebacinales, Serendipitaceae. The record is from the annotation of a GenBank genome assembly.
AUGUCGAAAUCGAUUCUCGCCCAGGUCAAAGAAAUCAUCCCACCACUCAGCGCUGGCCUUCACAAGGGUCAAGGAGGUCGGGUUGGUAUCUUUGGAGGCAGUAGAGAUUACUCCGGUGCACCCUACUUUGCAGGCAUCGCGGCCUUGAGAGCGGGAGCAGAUCUUGCCCAUGUCAUCUGCUCUCCACAAGCUGCCCCGGCCAUCAAGAGUUACACACCAGAUCUCAUGGUCUAUCCGAUUCUCGCUUCCGAUACAUCAACCACCGAGCUAACUGAUCUCCUCGACGCACUCUUCAAGCGUCUGCACGUCCUCGUCAUCGGCCCUGGUCUAGGAAGAGAGCAACACAUGCAAGGAUUUGCACGCCUUGCCAUUCAGCUCGCGCGCGCACACAAUCUCUACGUCGUCCUCGACGCCGAUGCGCUCCUGUUAAUCCAGGAGGACCCAGACAUCAUUCGUGGGUAUACAAAGGCCGUUAUCACACCGAAUGUCGUCGAGUUUGCGCACACUUGCGAGUCCUUGCAAGUCCCCGCGAAGACGAAUAAGAAGACUCAGGCAUCCAUCACACUCUCUGAUGCGCUUGGUGGUGUUACUGUCCUUCAAAAGGGCGAGACAGACAUUAUCUCCUUUAGUGUCACCGUCCACGGUUCGGGAGGCGAACGUGAGACUGCAGAGGUGGUCACCAAAGGCGGCUUGAAGCGCUGCGGCGGGCAAGGCGAUCUACUCUGCGGUUUCAUAGGCGCGAUGCUCGCCUGGUCCAAGUGCUACGAAGAAGGAGUAUACACCAAACCCGCUGUCCCGCUCUCCCCAACCCGUCUUCCAUUGUUGUCCUCUGUCGGAGCAGCAAUCCUUACACGCACAAUCUCACGUCGUGCCUAUGAGAAACAUGGACGAGCGACGCUCACUAGCGACAUGAUAGCUGAGAUUGGCCCCGCUUUCAUUGAUGUGUUCGAAGGCGGAGGCUCAAAGGGACCCGCGAACGCAGGUCUCUAA